Messenger RNA from Danio aesculapii, 639 nucleotides. RefSeq names its product beta/gamma crystallin domain-containing protein 2-like. Lineage: Eukaryota; Metazoa; Chordata; Actinopteri; Cypriniformes; Danionidae. The record is from RefSeq and is a predicted model, not a curated record. Bases 1 to 639 code for a protein of 212 amino acids. The transcript is spliced from 6 exons.
AUGGUGAAGUCCUGCAGGGUGGUCGGAGGAAGCUGGGUGCUGUACGGAGGAGAGAAGUUCAGCGGGAGCAUGUAUGUUUUAUCAGAAGGAGAUUAUCCUAACCUGAGCAGCAUGGGUUUACCAGCAGACAGCAGAGUCCGCUCUGGGGUGUUGUGUGAGCACAGUAACUACAGGGGCGCCAGUUCCUUCUGGAGCCCAUCGAGAUCACAAACUGGCUCAAAUUCAGCUCCGUUGUCCUGCAUCGGCUCCCUGUAUCCCGUCAGACAGAAGCAGAGGCCGUUUCGCAUCAGGAAUAAGCAUACGGGGCACUGUGUCUCCGUGCAGGGCGGUGUGGAAGACAUGAAAACAGGUCGAGUGCUGGUGUCUGAGCAGGUGGAGGGCAUGAGUGAUAUCUGGUUCUAUCAGGACGGACUCAUCAAGAACAAGCUGGCGAGGAGCAUGAGUCUGCAGGUUAUGGGUAAUGUGGAGUCUGCAGCGAAGGUAGUGUUGUGGACGGAGACGGCGUGUGCCAGUGCAGACAUGGAGCGCUCAGAUGAGUGGAGCCAUCGCCAGCCUCACCUUCCCUGGGAUGGUGCUCGACAUCAAAGGAUCGUUCAUGCAACUGUUCUCAGUACAGUGAUUGAGCAUAAUCAAGUAUGA